CUGAAUUCUGAAAAAUAAAAAUAUAUUUUCCGAGAAACAUAAAAUAUGGAUUCUGAUGAAAGCUUCUUGACUCAACGAUCGCUUGUCAUGGAUGUUGUUAGGCAACUAGAUGAGAUGCAGAAUGCCAAUAAAAUGGAAAAGGGCAAGGAGGAGAAAAAGCCAGAGAUUGAUCCUUCCGUUGGUGUGACGAACACAAGUUUUGUGGUUUUUUAUCGAGAAAUUCGUAAGAAGUCUUCGCGUUACUUUAAAAGGGUACAAAAAUCUUCAAAUAUCAAUCAAAUCUGUUUCAUGCGUCAGAUUGAUGUUACGCCAAAGGAUCGGGAAGAAGCUAGAAGGGAUCGUGAGAUUGUGGCUGAUAGUUUUCGAAGACUGGGCAACGAGGAGUACCGUCGUGCUAACUACGAAAAAGCUAUCUUUCAUUAUUCAAAAGCCAUUCAGUAUGUCGCCGAUUCGCCAGUUCUUUAUUGCAACAGGGCCUUGGCUAGAAUCAAAAAAAGAGACUUUAAAAUGGCUCUCAUAGACCUGGACUAUGUGAUCUUCAAACUAGAUUCCAUACAUUUGCGGGCCUGGCUUUAUAGGGCCGGAGCUCUAGCCCGUCUUAACAAUGAGGCUGAGUCCAAUUUGGCCAUUGCCAAUGCUCGGCUUUUUAAUAGAUCUAAGAAGUCUCAGAAGUACAUAAAUCUUUUCCUGGAGAAACUUAAAACUGAAUUCUAAACUUCAAAAAUAAUCUUAUACUCUUCUACAUUUGUGUGUUUUUAAGGCAAAAUCUUGUUUCCUGUAAUUUGUGAUAGGCAAUAAAAACGGGAAA
This is a messenger RNA of Drosophila eugracilis, 808 nucleotides long. Its product is annotated as tetratricopeptide repeat protein 12. The coding region runs from base 46 to 714 and encodes 222 amino acids. The transcript is spliced from 4 exons. Gene Ontology annotation, molecular function: protein binding. Lineage: Eukaryota; Metazoa; Arthropoda; Insecta; Diptera; Drosophilidae. The record is from RefSeq and is a predicted model, not a curated record.